Molecule: messenger RNA, 1617 nt
Organism: Brassica napus (rape)
Lineage: Eukaryota; Viridiplantae; Streptophyta; Magnoliopsida; Brassicales; Brassicaceae
Product: pectin acetylesterase 5
Exons: 12
Coding region: 59-1303 (414 amino acids)
Molecular function (GO): hydrolase activity
Source: RefSeq, a predicted model, not a curated record
GUAAGAAUAACAUUCUUCUCCUGACGGAUGAUGUCUCCUUUUGUGGCAUGUUCUUGAAAUGGAGAUUCCCAGGUUCAGCUUCUUGCUACAGUGCAGAAAAUGGGCUAAGAGCGAUUGGCUUGUGGUUUCUAUUGGAUUCGUUUUGGUCGUCUUCUUCCUCUCUUUCUUCUUCGAUCCCACUGUUCCCUCCAUUACAUCCCCAACUAAUCUGGUCAAACUCAAGUUGUCUAGUAAAGCUAAAGAGAGAGGAGCCUUUUGCUUGGAUGGAAGCUUGCCUGGGUAUCAUUUUGACAAGGGUUCAGGAUCUGGCUCGAAUAGCUGGCUUCUUCACCUUCAGGGUGGAGGCUGGUGCAACACAAUAGCUUCAUGUUCCGCUCGAGCAAUGACUAGGUUAGGCUCUUCCAACUACUUUGAAGAUGAAGUUGAGUUUCCAGGUGUUUUAAGCAAUGACCCAUCUCAAAACCCUGACUUCUUUAACUGGAACAGAGUUGUGAUACGGUACUGUGAUGGUGCUUCUUUCGCUGGACACCCUGAAGCUGAAUUCAAGAACGGAACUGGGCUUUUCUUCCGGGGGCAGCUUAUUUGGGAGGCUAUUAUGGAUGAGCUGUUGUUGAUGGGCAUGUCAGAUGCCAAACAGGGCAUACUUACAGGAUGUUCUGCUGGUGGCUUGGCAACUCUUAUACAUUGUGACUACUUUCGUGACCAUCUCCCUAAAGAUGCAGAUGUCAAAUGUGUUUCUGACGGCGGCUUCUUUCUCAACGUGCUUGAUGUCCUUGGAAACCCAACGAUGAGAUCUUUCUAUCAAGAUGUUGUUACCUUGCAGGGCGUAGAUAAGAGCUUGGAUCAGAAUUGUGUAGCCAAAAUGGAGCCAUCCACGUGUAUGUUUCCUCAAGAAUUCGUUAGUAACAUAAGAACACCAGUGUUUCUUGUCAACGCAGCUUAUGAUUCUUGGCAGAUUCAAAAUGUAUUGGUACCAGCUUCUGCUGAUUCAGAUAAAAGUUGGGCAAAGUGCAGACUCAGUAUUAAAGAAUGUGAUGCUGCACAGAUGAAUGUUCUACAGGGUUUUCGCAGCUCUCUGAUGGAUGCCAUAGGGAAAUUUCAUCAGAACAAAGCUGGUGGGAUGUUCAUAGAUUCAUGCUUCAUUCAUUGCCAAACAGUUACGCAAGGGACAUGGCACUCCCCAACCUCAACAAGAAUCGAAAACAAGACAAUUGCCGAGUCUGUAGGUGACUGGUACUUCAACCGAAAACUGGUUAAGCUAAUUGAUUGUCCUUACCCUUGCAAUCCCUCCUGUCACAACUGAAGUUCAGCUGAACUUUCCUUGUAGCUGCAUUGACCAAUCCCUCUGCUUCUCGACUUCUCCCGAACUUUCUUCAUCUGAUCAGGAGCAGCCGUGUCCUAGAAUUCACAAUCAGGUUGAGUCUCAAAAGGCAUUUCAUGUUCUUGAAUCUUGAAGCAUGAAGAUAUCUAGAGGAACUCACCUGCUUUGUAUAAUAAAGUAGCUGAUCAUAGAGAAAGAUUUUAUUACAAAAGCAACACAAUUAACAGUCCAUAUUGGCAUAUUUACACGUUGGGGUCUUCUGAGAUUGCAUAUGUAUAUAUAUAUUUGUGAUCACA